AUGAAUAGGAUCUUUCACCCUUACUUGGAUAGAUUUGUAGUGGUCUUCAUAGAUGAUAUCCUAGUGUAUUCCAAGACUAGGGAAGAGCAUGUUGAGCACCUUAGGAUCGUUCUUCAAACCCUUAAGGAGAAACAGUUGUAUGCUAAAUUGUCAAAAUGUGAAUUUUGGUUGGAUAGUGUGAACUUUCUAGGACAUGUGAUAUCCAAGGGUGGAAUAGCUGUAGAUCCUGCUAAGGUAGAAGUUGUGUUAGAGUGGAGUACACCUAAAUCAGUAUUUGAGAUUAGGAGCUUCUUAGGACUAGCUGGUUAUUACAGAAGGUUCAUAGAGAAUUUCUCUAGGCUAGCUCUUCCUUUGACUAAGCUGACAAAGAAGGACCAACCUUUUGUAUGGGAUUCUAGGUGUGAGGAAAGCUUUCAAGAGCUUAAGAGGAGAUUAACUAGUGCCCCUGUGUUAGUGUUACCUGAUCCUAGUAAGACCUUUGAGGUAUUUUGUGAUGCUUCUAAAUUGGGUUUAGGAGGAGUGCUUAUGUAG
Molecule: messenger RNA, 531 nt
Organism: Cajanus cajan (pigeon pea)
Lineage: Eukaryota; Viridiplantae; Streptophyta; Magnoliopsida; Fabales; Fabaceae
Source: RefSeq, a predicted model, not a curated record